Penaeus indicus is the source of this 894-nucleotide messenger RNA. RefSeq lists its product as uncharacterized. Gene Ontology annotation, biological process: regulation of autophagy; autophagosome assembly; peptidyl-serine phosphorylation. Gene Ontology annotation, molecular function: ATP binding; protein serine/threonine kinase activity. NCBI's taxonomy places the organism in Eukaryota, Metazoa, Arthropoda, Malacostraca, Decapoda, Penaeidae. The transcript has 2 exons. The record is from RefSeq and is a predicted model, not a curated record. The coding region runs from base 1 to 894 and encodes 297 amino acids. Gene Ontology annotation, cellular component: phagophore assembly site; cytosol; cytoplasm.
AUGUGGGAGGCCAAGGGCGAAGAGCAGCCCGACUUCAAGAAGGAACAACAGGUUGUCGAGGCACCUAUAAAGAAGCUCGCCCACGGAGACAAGGGCGAGACAGGGGCUAAGAAAAGGAAGAAAACCCCAGCCGAGGAGGAGGUCGCCCACAAUAAGGAACAUGUCGCCCAAACCCCUGCAGGCAAGUCUAGAGAAGAAGGCGGAAAGCAGUUUAAUCUCACGUUGAAGCGAGCUGCCGAAGAGGCCCCGACAGAGCGCACGCGGGAAGGCGAGGGCGAGCCUGGGCAGUCCAAGGCCUCACUCUUCUGGGACUGCUUCAAUAGGGUCUUCUGCAUGGUGUUCCGCGACUCCAGCGUGGUGCGGAAACCCUUGGUGGUGGAAGUCCAGUUUCUGGCUCAAUUCUGUGUCUCUCAAGGGCUUCCUCUCGUGUCCUUCCAGCAGGUCAACUCUUGGAUAGGGUUAACGGCCAAGCAGCUUCGUACGGUGUUUCGUGAGAACAAGGGCAUCCAGAACCUCGUCGGCAUCUGCCCCGAGGAGCUGUGUAUCGCGACCGAGUACGCCGGCCAAACGCUCGACCACUACCUCCAGGGCCGCUUGUCUCUGCAACACAAGUAUUCCGUUCUGAGGCAAAUGUGCACGAUCUUGGGAACCCUCCACCACCACGGCUUCGUCCAUAACGACCUUAAGCCGCAGAACAUUUGUGUCAAGGUCAGUGCAUUGGGGCCCGAGGUCACCUUCAUUGACUUCGGUUUGACCCUUCUGGCCGGCAUUCACCCGAGGCUAGACAUCAGGUGGACCGAAGAACUCAUGUUCGCCCCUGAGAUCUGCGGCCGCGAGAACCCGGGGCCAUGCAGCGGGGAGUCCGACGCCUACAGCCUCGGCAAACUCUUGUAG